Molecule: messenger RNA, 843 nt
Organism: Ordospora colligata OC4
Lineage: Eukaryota; Fungi; Microsporidia; Ordosporidae
Exons: 1
Coding region: 1-843 (280 amino acids)
Molecular function (GO): protein binding
Source: RefSeq, a predicted model, not a curated record
AUGAAAAGCUUUGAUUCGAUUAUGCCUAUUGAUUGCCUAUGCAUUGUAGAUGAUAUACUGAUUGCAGGAGGAUAUCAGUUUACUGAGGCGAGUAGAUCUGGAGGAGUAUACUUGUAUGAUAUAUAUAGUAUGCAAAUCAAGAACGAAUUUGAAACGACAGGGAUUCUUGAUUGUAAGAAGAACGAAGAGAUGGUGUUUUUUGCAGGAUGUGAGGAGUUUGGAGCGAUAUGUCUUAAAAACAGUGCUAUUGAUAAAAUAUGCACUCCAGCGAUUAAUACAUACGUUUGUGUUAAUUCUAGCAGUGUUUUUGUUUGUGAUAUUAUGGGGCAUAUAAGGCAGUUUGAAGGAUAUGGACUAGUCAAUUCCAGAGACACUAUAAUAGGUGAGGAGCCUAUAUGGGUGGUUGAAGCGUAUGGAGAUAGCAUUGCAUGCGGAUCUGAAGAUGGAAUGCUGAGAUUUAUUGACACCAGGAGCUGGAGCGUACACCAGGAAAUAAAAAGAAAGUCAGGUGUAACAUCAAUAUAUCAUACUGAGAAUUAUACAUAUGUGGGGUCGUAUGACGAGCAUAUUGAGAUUGUUGAUAGGAGGAAAUAUGAUAUAAUAGAGAGGAAGUAUGUUGGAGGGGGUGUGUGGAGGAUUUGCUAUUUUGAUGGGAAGUACUUUGUUGCAUGUAUGUAUGAAGGAUUAAAGGUUUAUGGAGAUGACUUUAGUUUGUUAAAGCAUUAUGCAACAGAGUCGAUUGCAUACGGAUUGGCAUUAUCUCACGAUAUGGUUGCAUUUGCAUCGUUUUAUGACAAGAAGAUCCACAAGAUUGAGUUUGAAGAUAUAAAGAGCAUUGAUUGA